AUGAGGGAGUGCAUCUCGAUCCACAUCGGACAGGCUGGCAUUCAGGUCGGCAAUGCCUGUUGGGAGCUUUACUGUCUCGAGCAUGGCAUUCAGCCCGAUGGACAAAUGCCCAGUGAUACCACUGUUGGUGGAGGUGAUGAUGCCUUCAACACAUUCUUCAGCGAGACUGGUGCAGGCAAACACGUCCCCCGAGCAGUGUUUGUCGAUCUCGAGCCAACCGUGAUUGAUGAGGUCCGCACGGGCACAUACCGCCAGCUGUUCCACCCAGAGCAGCUCAUCAGCGGCAAAGAAGACGCAGCUAACAACUUUGCCAGGGGCCACUACACAAUCGGCAAGGAAAUUGUGGACCUUUGCCUUGACAGGAUCCGUAAGCUUGCUGACAACUGCACUGGCCUUCAGGGCUUCCUCGUUUUCCAUGCUGUGGGUGGCGGCACUGGAUCUGGGCUCGGUUCCCUCUUGCUCGAGAGGCUCUCUGUCGACUAUGGCAAAAAAUCGAAGCUCGGUUUCACCAUUUACCCUUCACCCCAGGUCUCGACAGCUGUCGUCGAGCCUUACAACUCGGUUCUUUCCACUCAUUCCCUCCUCGAGCACACUGACGUCGCUAUUCUUCUGGACAACGAGGCAAUUUACGACAUUUGUCGCAAGUCCCUUGACAUCGAGAGGCCCACUUAUACUAAUCUCAACCGGCUCAUCUCUCAGGUGAUUUCUUCCUUAACUGCUUCCCUGAGGUUCGACGGUGCUCUGAACGUUGAUGUGAACGAGUUUCAAACAAAUCUCGUUCCAUACCCAAGGAUCCACUUCAUGCUCUCUUCAUACGCGCCUGUUAUCUCAGCUGAAAAAGCCUAUCACGAGCAGCUUUCCGUGGCUGAGAUCACAAACACAGCCUUCGAACCCUCGUCUAUGAUGGUCAAAUGCGAUCCGCGCCAUGGAAAGUACAUGGCUUGUUGCCUCAUGUACAGAGGCGAUGUAGUCCCGAAAGAUGUUAAUGCUGCUGUGGCAACUAUCAAAACAAAGAGGACUAUACAGUUUGUCGAUUGGUGCCCGACUGGUUUUAAGUGUGGGAUUAACUACCAGCCACCGACUGUUGUUCCAGGUGGGGAUCUUGCGAAGGUUCAAAGGGCUGUGUGCAUGAUAUCGAACUCGACUAGUGUUGCUGAGGUGUUCUCGAGGAUUGACCACAAGUUUGACUUGAUGUAUGCUAAGCGUGCGUUUGUGCAUUGGUAUGUGGGUGAGGGUAUGGAGGAAGGAGAGUUCUCGGAGGCUCGGGAGGAUUUGGCUGCUCUGGAGAAGGAUUAUGAGGAGGUCGGGGCUGAGUCGGGUGAAGGUGAGGAUGACGAACCGGAGGAUUAUUGAGAAGAAGGUAAGUUGAUUGUGGUGUGUGUCUGGCCAAUGGGCUCAUUGGUUUAGUUGGGUAGUGUGUUUUCUUAUUUGGGUUUGUUAUGAUGAAUUGUGAUUGAACUUUGAAGACAUGUUUUAUUGUGUUUGUGUUGAACUUGGUUUUUGUGGUUUUAUGCUGUUGUUAUUAUGUGGUAUGAAAUUUCCAGUUUUAGUGGUGUGUGCACUAUUUGAUGAUUGAUUGGUUGUUACACUGCACAAGUAGGUUUAUGGGCUUUGUUUAUUUGUGUUCUUUGGAAUAAUUUUCAACUAAAGGGUCUUUAUUAUACAAUAUUAUAUACAAGAGAAGAAGAUACUCAUUCUAGGAUAUUUUUCUAUUUAGUAGUUUACCAAUGUACAAACACAUAUAUACAUCCAUUCUCUUUUCAAACACUCUAAAACAGGAUGAACAGAGAAGUUGGACUUUGAUUCCAUUUGUCACUGGAGCCUCAAAAUAUUGCCUCUGGAUUUCUCGUUGAAAUUGAUCUCAUUCCUUUCUUCUUACGCUG
This is a messenger RNA of Striga asiatica, 1883 nucleotides long. Lineage: Eukaryota; Viridiplantae; Streptophyta; Magnoliopsida; Lamiales; Orobanchaceae. The record is from the annotation of a GenBank genome assembly.